UCCAGUUUUGUCACAGUCACAGACCAAGUAGUGUGUUUUGUGAACGUGUUUUGUUGACUUCUAAUCCCAGAUUUUUUAGGAUCUAAGCACUUUUGCUUAAUUUCAAUCAUGUCAGAAAGUACAGAAAAGGUAGAAAGCUGCUCUGAUGCUCGCCGGAGGAUUUUAAAUAUAGCUGUAUCUACAGUUUUGCUCGAAACUGGGUUCGAAGCUUCAGAUAAAAUGUCGUUGGAAACCCUCACUGAAAUACUCCAAUGUUUCUUAACAGAAGUUGGUAAUUCUGCUAAGGGUUACUGUGAGCUGUCAGGAAGGGUGGAGCCAGUACUGGGAGAUGUUGUAAUGGCACUCAUUAACAUGGGAAUCAGCCUGCAGGGCUUAGAACAGUAUGCAGCUCGUCCAAAUAGACAUGUGAUACAGCCACCACAACAGGCACCAGCCCCACGCACACCAGCCAUGUUAUCAGCUGGGUCCAAAGCUAAGCCGGCACCACACAUUCCUUUCCAUCUGCCCCCACUGCCUGAUCCACAUGCAUACAUCAGAACACCUACCCAUAAACAACCGGUGACAGAAUAUGAGGCUAUAAGAGAGAAGGCUGCUAGUCAGAAGAGGGAUAUUGAGAAGGCUCUCACAAAGUUCCUUGCCAAGACUAGUGAAACACACAAUCUAUUCAACACCGAUGACAAUCAAGUCUAUCCAUUGAUAGCCUGUAAGCCAACAUUCCCGGCAUAUUUGCCUUGCCUGUUACCAACAGAUCAAGUAUUUGAUUUUGAUGAGUUAGAAUAUCACUUCCAAGUGGCCAAUCGAACAGAGGAUAUGCCUUCAGACAAGAAAGAUCAAUCUGAUAAUGAAGGGGAAAAUGGUGGUGAUAAUGACAAUGCUAACAACUCUCAAACAGAUGGUCAAGACACCAUGCCUGGUAGUCCCGACCGAAAAACUUGAAUUAUUUAUUGUGAAUUUAGUGUAGCUAAAUAAGUAAUAACUUUAUAACAUAUUAAUGAUAUAAUUAUAUUAUUAUCAUAGAAAUUAUGA
This is a messenger RNA of Pectinophora gossypiella (pink bollworm), 1026 nucleotides long. RefSeq names its product transcription initiation factor TFIID subunit 8 (gene Taf8). Gene Ontology annotation, molecular function: protein heterodimerization activity. NCBI's taxonomy places the organism in Eukaryota, Metazoa, Arthropoda, Insecta, Lepidoptera, Gelechiidae. Gene Ontology annotation, cellular component: transcription factor TFIID complex. Gene Ontology annotation, biological process: transcription initiation at RNA polymerase II promoter. The coding region runs from base 109 to 936 and encodes 275 amino acids. The transcript is spliced from 6 exons. The record is from RefSeq and is a predicted model, not a curated record.